UACGUUAUUGCAAUGAUACAGUAAAAAGUCUGCGGUCCCGUCAACCCAGGAUGUAUUUUUAACCGGUGCUCUGUUGUUUUCAUGUGGAGUCUUUACCGAGAUUAACCGUGUUCGAACGAAGGAUGGACCCGUCAAAGCUACCGGCCCAUAUUCGGGUGAAGUUGUCUGAACUCGAAGCAGAACUUCAAGAAGGAGAUAUUACUCGAAAAGGCUACGAGAAAAAGAAGAGCAAACUGCUGGAGCCCUUUUUGCAGCAGUUUGAAGUUGCAGACCAGGCUAGUGCCGCAGUUUCACAUCGCAGUGGUAAAAGUCGACGGCACGAGCAUCAUGAACCAGAAAACAGAUACCGCUCAGAUGUCCGUGAAGAGGCAGUCAAAGCAGCCCUGUCCAGACACAGAGAGCGGGAGAUGUUGCCCAUGCCUUCUAAACGACAGUCUUUCCACACCAAUGUGGUCCCCAUUGAAACUCCACCAGAUUCCGACACGGACGAUGAUUCUCGUUCCUCCUCGUCCUCCCUCAACCGUCUCGGCGAACUCAAAGGUGGCAGUCGUCCGUUAUCGGUGGGCAGUUUCCGCCUCCCUGGUAUGGAGCCAGGCUUUAGUGAGAUGGUCAAUCGACAAGCUGCUAAUGGUCAUAUCAGCCGUGGAGGGGCAAGAGGGCUCGACGUGGCUAGCAACAUGUCAGGUUUAUCGAUGCAGGCAUCUCAGCCCCCUCCUGACGUGACAACCAGUUCUGGGUACAUGGCUGGCCGAUCCAUCGAUGAAGAUGAAGAUGAAGAUGAAAUUGAAGUGCAAAUGCCGAACAGCAAAGUGUCGGCCAAGAUCCAACAACUUCUCAACACUCUGAAGAGACCAAAGAAGAAACCUCUACAGGAAUUCUUCCAAGAGGAUGACGACGAGCUACAAGUUACAGAGACAGACCCCAACGCACCUAAACCUGAGGGCAACAUCAUCACUCCAGCAAUCGGAGAACAACUCAGUAUACCCACAGGCUUGCCCAGGAAUUUAGAAUCGGGCUUACAGCGCUACGGCACCGCUCACCAGAAGUCCAACGUUGUCACAUCGUUGGACGCUAACGGAAAAGUCAACUGCACUCUGACAUAUGGCAAGUUGCUGACUAGAGCGAACAAGCUUGCCUUCUUAUUACUCUACAAGAUCGGAGGCAAAGGUGAACAACAACUCAAACCAGGCGACAGGGUAGCCCUGGUCUUUCCUAAUUCAGAUGCUGCAGGUUUUAUGACAGCUUUUUAUGGGUGUCUUUUUGCUGGUGUGGUACCUGUCGCUAUUGAUGUUCCACUGUCUAGAAAGGAUGCAGGCAGCCAACAGAUCGGUUUCUUGCUCGGGAGCUGUGGUAUCACAGUAGCGUUGACAUCAAGUGUAUGUCUCAAAGAACUACCCAAGACACAGCAGGGUGAAAUUAUCAGGUUUAAAGGAUGGCCUAAACUCAACUGGCAAGUCAUAGAUCACCUGAGCAAGCCGUCAAAGGACUGGCAGCUACCGCCAAGGAUGGCCGACGAUGCACCAGCAUAUAUAGAGUACACAACGGACAAGGAUGGUAGCGUGAUGGGAGUUACAGUGACUCGCAAAGCCAUGCUGUAUCAAUGCCGUACACUGACGGUAGCGUGUAACUACUCUGAGUUGGAGACUAUGGUUAACGUGUUAGACUUUAAGAGAGAUGUUGGGUUAUGGCACAGUGUACUGGCGAGUGUAUUUAACGGCAUGCAUGUCAUCUUCGUACCAUACUCACUGAUGAAAGUCAAUCCAGCAUCUUGGAUGCACAUGGUCACUAAAUAUAAAGCGACACUGGCCAUAGUGAAGUCUCGAGACAUGCACUGGGGUCUAAUGGCACAGAAGGAGCAUAAAGACAUCAGUCUAAGUAAUCUUCGGAUGCUGCUGGUAGCCGACGGAGCUAACCCAUGGUCAUUAUCAUCAUGUGACGCCUUCCUAAGUACCUUCCAGAGUAGAGGUUUGAAGCCAGAAGUCAUGUGUCCGUGUGCAUGCGCUGCAGAAGCCCUCACUGUGUCUCUUAGAAGGCCAGGCAAGACGGGAAGUACAGCGUCUGGUCGAGGUGUGUUGUCCAUGGCUGGACUGAGCUAUGGUGUUGUACGCGUUGAUACAGACGACAAGUUAACAUCGUUAACACUGCAGGAUGUCGGCGUGGUCAUGCCUGGAUCUGCCAUGGUUGUAGUGAAGGUGGAAGGGCCACCAGUAUUGUGCAAAACAGAUGAAAUAGGAGAACUGUGUGUGGCGUCGGAAGCUGUCGGCGCAUCCUACUGGGGUCUGAAAGGGAAGACGAAUGCUACAUUCAAUGUCAUCCCAUUAGAUGAAGAUGGACAGGAAGUCAGCAGUGAACAUUUUGUGAAAACAGGUCUGCUAGGAUUCCUUGGACCGGGUGGCUUGGUGUUUGUGUGUGGCAAGGUGGACGGCCUGAUGAUUUGUGGAGGGAGGAGACACAACACUGAUGACAUCAUCGCUACGGUUCUGGCAGUGGAACCAAUGAAAUUCAUCUUCAGAGGGAGAAUUGCUGUGUUCUCCAUUAAGGUGUUGAGGGAUGAGAGAGUUAUUAUCAUAGCUGAGCAGAGACCUGAGGCAUCCGAGGAAGAGUGUUUCCAAUGGAUGAGUCGUGUAUUACAAGCCAUUGACAGCAUCCAUCAAGUGGGAGUCUACUGUCUAGCAUUGGUACCGCCAAACUCACUACCCAAGACCCCACUUGGAGGGAUUCAUCUGUCAGAUACAAAACAGCGAUUCCUUGAAGGAUCGUUGCAUCCUACUAACGUCUUGAUGUGCCCACAUACGUGUGUGACCAAUCUUCCAAAGCCAAGAACAAAGCCAGGUGACAUCGGUCCAGCCUCCGUCAUGAUGGGCAACCUGGUUGCUGGGUCUAGAAUCGCUGGGGCAGCUGGGCGGGAGAUCGGCACACUGGAUGAUGAGAGUGAUGCUGGCAAAAAGUAUCAGUUCUUGUCAGAGGUCUUAAAAUGGCGGGCACAGAGUACUCCUGAUCAUGUCCUCUACACACUCUUGAACAACAAGGGUGCUGUCUCGCUGGCUCUGACCUGCAGUCAGUUAAAUAAGAAGGCUGAGAGGGUAGGGGCGCUACUCCAGGAAAAAGGCCGGGUGAAUACCGGCGACCAUGUAGCCUUGAUCUUCCCACCAGGGAUGGAUCUCAUUGUGGCAUUCUACGGCUGCCUUUAUAUUGGUGCUGUUCCAGUGACUGUACGCCCUCCCCACCCUCAGAACCUUGUAACAACUCUGCCUACUGUGCGGAUGAUUGUGGAGGUCAGUAAGUCCAUAGCGGUUCUUUCAACAGCAGCCAUCCUCAAGCUUCUGAAAUCCAAGGAAGCAACAGGUACAGUAGACGUCAAGACGUGGCCCCUCCUCCUUGAUACGGAUGACCUCCCUAAGAAGAAGCUGACUGGUGUCUAUAGAGCACCCACUGCUGAGAUGAUGUGUUACUUAGACUUCAGUGUCUCUACCACAGGGAUGCUCGCUGGUGUCAAGAUGUCUCAUGCCUCGGCGAGUGCAGUUUGUCGUUCCCAGAAGCUAGCGUGUGAGCUGUACCCAUCUAGGGUUGUUUGCCUGUGUUUGGAUCCAUACAGCGGACUGGGCUUUGUCCUAUGGGUCCUCAGCAGUGUGUAUUCAGGACACCAGUCUAUUCUAAUCCCGCCAUCAGAGAUUGAGACAAAUCCAUCGUUGUGGUUGACGGCCCUCAGUCAGUACAAAGUGAGAGACACAUUCUGUUCGUACUCCGUCUUGGAACUCUGCACCAAGGGACUGGGCCAGGCCACUGGAGCUCUCAAGGCUAAAGGAAUCAACCUAUCAGCAGUGAGAACCUGCGUCAUCGUAGCCGAGGAGAGGCCAAGAAUCUCAUUGGCAAACUCCUUCUCCAAGCUCUUCAGAAGUCUUGGGCUGUCCGCCAGGGCAGUCAGCACCUCCUUCGGUUGUAGAGUCAACGUAGCCAUUGGGUUACAGGGUGCGUCUAGUCCUGAUCCUACACAAGUAUACUGUGACAUGAGGGCUCUUCGUAAUGACAGGGUGACCAUCGUUGAGAAGGGCAGCCCACAAAGUGUCUGUCUCAUGGAGUCCGGCAAGAUCCUGCCAGGGGUGAAGGUGGUCAUUGCUCAUCCUGAUACCAUGGGUCAGUGUGCUGACUCGCACCUCGGUGAGAUUUGGGUGAACAGCCCGCACAACUCAUGUGGCUACUACACAAUCUACGGAGAUGAUUCUCUACGCAAUGAUCAUUUUGAUGCCAGACUCUUGACCGGAGACACCCAUACAACGUUCGCUAGAACGGGGUACCUGGGUUUCAUCAAAAGGACAGAGCUGACCCAGGCUGACGGAGAUCGCCAUGAUGCCUUGUUCGUGGUUGGAUCUCUGGACGAGACGUUAAUGAUGCGUGGUAUGAGAUAUCAUCCAAUCGAUAUCGAGAACACGGUCCUCAGGUGUCACAAGAAUGUCUGCGAAUGCGCUGUCUUCACGUGGACCAACUUGCUGGUCGUCGUUGUUGAGCUAGACGGCAAAGAGUCUGAGGCCCUGGACCUCGUUCCCCUGGUAACCAACGCAGUCCUUGAGGAACACUACCUUAUCGUCGGCGUGGUGGUCAUGGUGGACCCUGGGGUCAUACCAAUCAACUCAAGGGGGGAGAAGCAACGGAUGCAUCUGAGGGACGGAUUCCUGGCUGAUCAGUUGGAUCCAAUCUACGUGGCUUACAAUAUGUAAAUCAGAAACAACACCGCCACAAACCUUGUGUAGAAAUCCAAUAUGGUGGUUUGUAUAAAGGGUGCCCUCUAUUGGUAGGGCAGCAGCUGGCAACUCUGCAGCCGUAUAUUUUAAGGUUUUAUGUGUUCAGACUUUCAGCAGCCAUCUUUGUCAUGUAUCCUGUCUCACGAACAUGAUGGAAAAGCACAACCUGAACCCACAUGACGGGGUACCAGACUAUGUUCCUUCCCUGCUUUCUCUAUAUUUUGUAGAAAAUAACCGUGAGGUAGUUGCACCCCAAGGGUCUUAAAUGGCAUUUUUAGACACCAGUGACUAAGGUUGAUAAACAGGUUUCCGUUGUUUCUUUUAACCACAAUUGAUUCCUGGUAUGCUGUAUGUUAUGAUUGUCAUUGUCAGAGAAUUUGCCAACAUUGUUACUCGGAGCAGUCCUUCAGCCAGUAUACAUGUAGUUAUUCCACCCUUGAUAUCACACGGAAUAAAGUCGCUCAUCUUUAUGACAAUUAUAUAUCUUUCGAAAGAAAAAGGAGUUGUGGUGAAACAGGGUGUCAUCAAAAAUACUGUAUUCAAAACAAAUUAUUCUAGGUUUUUUUAACUUUAACUUAUGAGUUUUUUCCAUUUAGCUCCAUCGGCUGAAAUCCAAGGAAAUGGGAUUUCUGUGCAGGAACAUAUUUCAUUUAACAAACUUGUUCUUCGGGUCCAUUGUUUGCCCGCUGGAACGGUUACAGAAUAAUAAUCUGCUCUUUCUUUCAAUGAUAAAACGGAUAAAAUAAUGUGGCUGAUUCCGAUCUUAUAUUGAGACAAUCAUCAUCAUUUAGCGGUCGCAACCAAGAUUCCAUUCACAACGUCACGCCAAAGGUGUUUAUCCCUCAUCAUGUUUGGAAUGUCCACGAUUUCAGACUCCGUAUCUCUACCGAUCAUGUCGAUGUAGUUGAGUGGUCGAGGUUCUCAAUAAGAGCAUGGCAGUCUCCAAUAUAACACAUCAGGCAUGACCUGCUCUUUAGCGCGAAAGCAGUGACCUGCGAAGCGGUCUCUGCGUUGAGCAACAGUAGUAGAGAUUGGUGGAAUAUCUCCGUAGAUCUGUUCUUUGGUCUUGUGCUCCCGCCAUGAGAUGUUCUGAAGGCGAUCUUGAAACUCUUUCCUUCAUGGUCCAGGUUUCAUACUGAGACAAAAAACUUUCAAUUGAGAGUCUAAAUUGCCUGCGCUGUUCUUGAAUUCGCUAAAUUUUGAGAUAAACCAACAAAAAUUUACUACAACAGUAUGUGAACCUCUGACCUCCGGAUUAAUGUGCUAAAAUUCACGUAAGAAACCAACCAGUUUAUAAGAUUAACUAUAAAUAUGAAUAUGAAUAGUAGACUUAAGGGUACAACGAUGUGUAAAAUCUCUUUUGAGGGAGUGGUGGCUCUGGAAAGAGCCGGUUUGGUCUCAACGUUUCGAACAGUAUACUCUUCUCGUCUUCAGGAGAAUGAAGACCAGUUUAUAAUUAUGUACAUCUUCAUGUGUGUUGUGUUGUCAUUUAGCCUUCGAGAAAGACUGCGCUAGGGUCAAAACGUCAGGCCAUUAACAAUGGUUUGCAUUUAUACAUGUACCAUAGGUCCUUUUGGUUGGUAAGCAGUUCCAAUCGGCUAAUUCGAUUUUCCCGUUUGUACCUCCUGAGCCUCCUCAGUUUGGUUAAAGGGACUUGUGUGUGGAUAGAAGUGGUAGGAAAUCUGGUCCUACUGUGUUAAUAGAGUAUUCAAACAAAUUGAAACGAGGCUUUGGGAAUCACAAUGCUUGGGGUUGGAGUGCUCCUUUAAGUAAAUCACUCACCAAGUCAAUCAGUUAAAUAAUUUAAUAACAAAUACUAAUACAUAUAUAUAUAUAUGAUAUAUUAGUAUGAUUUAAAUAAAUGUAGAAGUUGUUUCGCUGGUGUAGUAAGUAGGAAGGGGGACAGAAAUCUAAAAUAAUACAUGUAUGUGUUCGUUUUUGUCCAAUUUACUGUCCGCAUUUGUCUGUUAUAUGAAAAUCUUGUAAAGUAGUUCACUCAUACUUGAUGAUGUAAUAUUUUUCAUCUCAGCCUGUAUCAUUGUAUUAUGGAAUUAUGACUUGCAUGAAUAUUUGCCUGUGAAGUUUUUGUCUAGCAUGUCGAUGAGUUAAGCGUUGGCUACACACAGUGGCGGUGGCGGUCAUUUUAGUGGCCCUGCAUCUACCUACUUUCAUCAA
Asterias rubens (European starfish) is the source of this 6914-nucleotide messenger RNA. Its product is annotated as disco-interacting protein 2 homolog C-like. The transcript has 38 exons. The record is from RefSeq and is a predicted model, not a curated record. NCBI's taxonomy places the organism in Eukaryota, Metazoa, Echinodermata, Asteroidea, Forcipulatida, Asteriidae. The coding region runs from base 123 to 4715 and encodes 1530 amino acids.